Molecule: messenger RNA, 2394 nt
Organism: Dissoconium aciculare CBS 342.82
Lineage: Eukaryota; Fungi; Ascomycota; Dothideomycetes; Mycosphaerellales; Dissoconiaceae
Product: exocyst complex subunit Sec15-like protein
Exons: 3
Coding region: 1-2394 (797 amino acids)
Biological process (GO): intracellular protein transport; exocytosis; Golgi to plasma membrane transport
Cellular component (GO): exocyst; membrane
Source: RefSeq, a predicted model, not a curated record
AUGCCUGGAUUACUCGCGAGCGACCAAUACGAUGACCUUACGGGGGCCGUACAGCAGAUAAUCCUUUCUUCUUCAGAAUCAGAUUAUGUCGACCAAUUGAUACCGCUCCUGAAAAGCGCAGAGACGCAAGCCCAGGUCACACCUCUCAUACACGCUCUCAAUCAUGUCUCCGCCGAUCGCGAAGCCCAGAUCGAGACCAUCUGCAACAACAAUCAUCAAGAGUUCAUUCACAGCGUCGAUCAGCUCCAAUCUGUCCGACAGGGUACGGUCGAGCUUACCGCUGAGAUUAUGACCCUGAGCCGCAGCAUCGAGGCCAGUACGGAGAAAUUGGCCGAGCAGAAGAAGGCGCUGGUGGACUCGCGAGGAGUACGGCAGAAUAUCGAUGAUGCCACACAGGCCCUCAACGAUUGCCUCGAGGUCCUACGCCUGGCCAACCAGGUUCAUGACUUGCUUAGCAAGAAGAACCAUUACGCGGCCCUCAGAGCAUUAGAUGAACUCGAAAAUGUGCACCUCCGGGAAGUCACUCGAUAUAAGAUUGCAGAGAUGAUUGAGCGUUCCGUGCCCGCAACUCAGCGUCUCAUUGCGGAUGCCGUCAUGGCAGAUCUGAACACAUGGCUAUACCUCAUCCGAGAGAAGUCACAAUUUUUGGGCGAGGUAGCUUUCUACCACACCGAAAUGCGCCGGACGCGACACAAGGAGCGUAGCGACAAGACUCCGUAUCUUGGCGCCUUCAAGCUCAAUUCCGCAGUCGAGCUUGUUGCCGACGAGUCAGAAGAGUUCGACGUGCUCAGCGACUACGAGGAAGUCUCGGUGGAUUUCUCUCCACUUUUCGAAUGUUUACAUAUUCAUAACGCCCUGGGUGAGACCGAAAAGUUUCGAGCACACUACGCAGCAAACCGCCGCCAACAGAAAGACCUUCUUAUCCCUCAGACCCUCAUUCCUCUUGACGAGGAAAAUGGCAGUCUUAUCAGCUUGCUAGAAGGCAUUGCUGGUUUCGCUAUUGUGGAGAAGGGCACGAUACGAAGGACUGAGAACUUUCGCGCCCAAAGCGAUGUUGAUGAGCUGUGGGACAGCAUGUGUCAGUCCACCAUCUCGCUGAUCAACGCUGCCUUGACCAGUGUGGACAGCGAUGAGAAGUUGUUGAAGAUUAAAGGCAUUGUUGCGCUGUUUAUCCAGACUAUGGACAGCUGGGGUUAUCAAGUCACCAAUCUGGACGGCUUGGUGGUGACGAUCUUUGAGAAGUACACCGCCCUGCUUCGAACAAAAUUUGGCGAUGAUUUCGAUGAGAUUGUGAGCAGUGAUGACUACAUGCCCAUGCCAAUCAGCAACAUCGAUGAUUACAACAGAGUCAUGUCCGCAUCAUGGUACACACCACCACCCGAACUUCGACGGCCGGAGGAGAUUACGUAUCCUUGCCAUUUCCCCUUCAGCCAGAUGUAUCCCCUGAUCUGCUUCGAUAUUCGUAGCUUUCUGAGCCAGAUGUACCUCUUCUCUGACGAUCACUUCCGCAACACUACCCUGAUCGACGAGACGCUGCAGAACAGCCUCGAUCAAUUGCUUUCCGAAAAAGUCUGUGGUACACUCGUGGAACGGCUGUCAUCGCAAUACCCUGGACAGAUCGUCCAAAUUUUGACGAAUCUCGACCAUUUUGAGAUGGCGUGUAAAGAUCUGGAACGGCUCCUCGUCGAGGCACGCUCUAGCAGCUCGGCAGCAGGACCCAUCACUCUACGCGCGACCAGUCAAUUUGCCGUCGCAAAGAAGAGAGCGGAGACGCGCAUCUUUGAACUUGUGAACAGCAAGAUCGACGACCUCAUCGAAACAGCCGAAUACGACUGGACCUCCACCCAGGUCCCCACGGAGUCAUCCGAAUACCUACAAGAGCUCACCCGCUACCUUUCCAACAUCAUGAGCAGUGUCCUCAUGGGCCUGCCCGAAACCGUCAAGAAGCAAAUCUACCAUGAAGCCCUCGGCCACACAUCAGCCGCCCUGCUCGCUCUACCUCUCGAUCCCAGCGUCACCAAAAUCUCCCCACAAGUCGUCACCGCCUACAAAAUGGACGUCGACGAACUCAUCUCCUUCGUCGACAGCCUCCCUGACGCGACGACUCUACGCACCGCCCUCGCCGAGCUUCGCCAGACAACUGACCUCAUGACCCUCCUCGCCGCGGGCAAUGCAGAGGAAUUCUUCGACUCGAGCCGCUCGGGUGCGAGAUUCAGCCAGGUCGAUAAGAUCAAGGGAGCGGAAUUGCUGGAGAAGGUCUUGGCUCAACAGGAUCAGGUUUUGCCGAAGCCUGAGCGCUUGAGCGUUUUGCCAGAGGCGGAGCUGGUAAAGAAGCCCAGCACGCAUUUCGGUGACUUCAGGGAUCGGUUGGGACAAUUCACGAAGAGAUCCUGA